Messenger RNA from Metarhizium acridum CQMa 102, 3354 nucleotides. RefSeq lists its product as uncharacterized. Lineage: Eukaryota; Fungi; Ascomycota; Sordariomycetes; Hypocreales; Clavicipitaceae. The record is from RefSeq and is a predicted model, not a curated record.
AUGCACAAAGAGCACAUCUUUACCGAGACUGCCGAGCUAGAAUCUCACCGCGCCUUAUCUGCUGCUGCCCUUGCAGUCGCUGCAUCUCUUCAACAACCCACCCUCACCACGCUGGAUCCGUCCGUGCAUCGACCACUUCCCGGCGCCAGCCCUCCACGAUAUCGAAAGUUGUCGCAGCCAGCCGCCUCUCCGGCGCGACUGCCACGAGUAUCGUCGUUGCUGCCGCCGCGGCCUUCUGUAGCGGCUGCAGCAACGACAACAUCGACUUUGACCCCAGUGUAUUCCCCCGGUGAAGACUCCCCUCUGGACCACGAUUAUUCCUCCCGCCUGAAUACCCUCCCGGUAACACCACCCAACGAGCCCGACUACGACACCAAGACGGAGCUAGGGGCUUUCAGCUCCAAAAUCGAGCUGCCCGUGCUAACUCUACCGCCUAUCCUACCUCUGGGCCCGCUCGACGAGACACUUCAAGCCCGAUCAUCAAGUUUGGAAGUUUCACCCGGCGGUGAGGCGAGCGACAUUGAUAUCAUUGGAAACUCACCAGCGAAACCCGAAUCCGCUGCUUCCUCUGAUUCCUUGCCCAAGAUGCCAUACGAAACCAUCAGGGAGCCGUAUCCCCCCUCUACGCGCGGUCACUCGCGGAGUCGAAAUGGAAAACGUAGCGUAGAUCUAGCCAAGCCUCGCACAGCAAAACCGCCGUCUCAAAAGGCAAUGUUGUCACGGGCAUUGCAAAAGGCAAACACGGCUGUCCAGCUGGACAAUGCGCAGAAUUUCGAAGGAGCCAGAGAAUCCUAUGCUGAAGCAUGCGAGCUUCUACAACAUGUGCUACUCAAGACAACUGCGGAUGAAGACAAGAAUAAGUUAGAGGCGAUUCGACGAACAUAUGCUGGACGUAUUGAUGAGUUAGAUCAAAUGGCCCCAUGGCAGGCCGCAAAAAACAAGGAAUUGCCAGCUCGACCAGGCAGUGCAGACGACCCCGAUGUUACGUCGGAAAUAGCAACUACAAAUGGGUCGACACAUGCCAAUGUAGAAGAUGACAAUCAGCAGGUGCAGCAACGUCAACAAGACGCAAGAUACCCUAGUGACAGCUCUCAAGAAACGUCACGACUAGCGAGGCUGACAGCAGAGCAACCUUCACUACACUCGGCUUUCUCACGCUCCCCACGUUCUCCGGCGAGACUUCGAGCCGCGGAUGAAUAUACCACGGAGCCGAAUCGCACGCUACAGCCGUUGGCAGCACGUCAACCUGUAUCACCAGCGAGGCCUCAACAUGAUCGCUAUGACCCAAACGAUCGAGGCACUGAGUCUUACCACUCCGGAUCAUGGAGGGGCUCGAGGGACGGUGGUGCUGGGCAUCAUAGAAAUGCAAGUCAAAAUUCUUGGUUAGAUCCUAUUGACGAGUCAGGUGGAUCGACCGGAAGAACUUCAUCUCUACACUCGAGAGGCUCGUCCGUGUUUCGUCCAGGUCAUAUUCGCAGCAUCAGCGGCAACACAGAGGCGGAGUUCGACACUGCCUUGGAUGCAGCCAUUGAAGCUGCAUACGAUGAUGGAUACGAACCUAUGGAAUCGCCCAAGUACGAUAGCAUUGACCGCACCGAAGAGAUUGUGACAAAGGCGCUCCGGAAGGUUGAGGCUGCUCGAGAGCGUGUCAGACAAACGGAGCGAGAAGCGUACCCAGAGGAGUACCAAGGCCAACCAGCUGGAAAGCCGAGUAAGGGGAUGUCCGGAGGGUUUUAUGAAGAUUUGUCUUCAGACGAGGAAGAACGACUUUUGGAAGAAAUGACCCGCGACUAUAACAUUGAAGAUUUUAUGAUGAACGAAGAACAGAAUCUGAGCACCACCCAACAUCCAGGAAAAUCUCGCGGUCAAGACCCACGAGGCUGGGUGAAGGAAAAGGAGAAGACUAAAGUACCAAACACACGAUCGUUGGCUGCCACUGUCGACAGAUCGACCGUACUGCCAUCGCAUCCGGUCCCCAAGAGUCUGCAACCUUCCGCGCCACCGCCGAAGCAAUCAUUGCCUGAGCUGCCUUUGACUCGAGCACAAUCUCCCGGGCAGACAGUUCGUAAUCGUAGGUUGUCCGGUCAAAACCCGAAGCAGCUAAAGAUCCAGACGACGCAGCUCCGACCGCCAACUGCUACCAGCUUUGAAGACUUGUCACAAGUGAAGCCUAUCUCGGCGCCCGACAUCCGCCCUGAAGUAACUGUCGCGGACAGACCUCAGACCAGUCGAUCGGCCAGAAAGCUCACACCGCCUAGUCCAGAAGUACCGGCGAUUGAGCCCAAGAUGCUUGGGUCGCCACCGCACCAACGCGGCCAGGUAGAUGUUGAUGAAAACAUUGCAGCUCGGUCUGGCUCACCGACUGUAAGCAGGCUUCGGAAGAAUUUUUCCUCUUCGAGCUUGCGCAGUUUGAAGAGUCGCAACAUGUCGUUUUCUAAUCUUGAUGACGCAUCCGACAUGUCCCCCGGGACCCCUUCAAGCAAUCACUUUGGGAGUGCUAGGACCCCUGCCAUGCCGGCGAUUCCCGGCCCACUUGCAGUGUCUCUACGCGAGCAAAUGGACUUGGUUUCGCCGGGGAGCUUGUAUCUCUUUGAGGACAACAUUCACUUGCCAGCUACCCCUGGUUCGCCCAACCCGAUGGUCCUGGAUCCUCCCGUGGCCCUUGAACCCUGUCCAAAUGAUGUAAUGCUGCGGCCGUUUUGGCUAAUGCGCUGUCUGUAUCAGACAUUGGCGCACCCACGAGGAGGCUACCUGAGCACGAAGCUGUUUGUUCCUCGCGACGUUUGGAAAGUGAAGGGCGCUAAGCUCAAGAAUGUGGAGGACAAGAUUUCAAAUUGUGACUACCUCACAGCGGCCCUCCUAAAACUUGCCAAGGUAGACACAUGCGAUGCGGAUGCCGUAUUAGACGAAAUGCAGUCAUUGGAAGGUGUCUUGGAACAGGUGCAAACAGCGCUUAGCCGCAAACUCGGAAACGAGGUAGGCGUGCAGGGCUCAGGGGUGUUGUUCAAAGAGGCCUCGAAUGUUGUCGAAGGGGAUGGAGCACCGCCUGUGCCGCGGACUGCAAGCGUGUCCGGCAAGUCAUCGUCCUUCUCCUGGAGACGACUUCGAUCCAAGAACUCCAACAUGGGUCUGAGUGGAGCUUACAACAGCCGGAUGAGCGGAGGAGAAGGGAAUAAGGAAUCCGCAACGAUGCCAACACUGCCCAUGACACCGCAGCCUACAAGCCGGCCUCCGAAGCGUGACCUCAGUCAGGUCCAAUUCGUCGGCCCUAACGCGCAUUACAUGAGCUCGCUCGCUCGUCUGUUUGAUGCAGCGCAAGCUAUUGGUAAGGACGUUUUGCCAUGGACCUCUUGA